GCUCGAGCGUUUUGAACGCGGCAGUUGUUGGGUGCGUUUGCUCUAGGAAACAUGUGUCCGCAAAAUUUACGUUACUAACAGCGAGAUUUUUUUCGGCCGAAUCUCCAAAUUAAGACCUUUAAGCAAGAAUGUUCCCGUUGUGUUCUUAGAAUUGCAUGCCAUAAUCAUCUUCUUGUGGGGAUAUGUGAAUGUGGAAUUUUUUUAGGUUACUUUUAUUUGUCAAAUUACCGUGAAAUGUGUCAAUCAUGUCAAACUUUUGCCGGGAUUUUGGUGCUGUGUCUAAUUAAUAGUGUGAUAUCGCUGGACAAUGGGCUGGCCAGGACGCCCCCCAUGGGGUGGCUCGCAUGGGAGCGCUUCAGGUGCAAUACAGACUGCAAAAACGAUCCGGACAACUGCAUCAGCGAAAACUUAUUUCGGACGAUGGCCGAUAUCGUGAUCUCAGAGGGAUACGCCGCCGUGGGCUACGAGUACAUAAACGUGGAUGAUUGUUGGUUAGAAAAAGAACGCAAUAAUUACGGCCAAUUAGUCCCAGACCGCCAAAGAUUCCCUCGAGGAAUGAAAUCACUCUCCGACUAUGUGCACUCAAAAGGCCUCAAGUUUGGUAUUUAUGAAGACUACGGGAAUUACACUUGCGCCGGAUAUCCAGGAGUUUUGGGAUACUUGAGGACCGACGCCCAGACUUUUGCCUCUUGGGACGUGGAUUACAUUAAGUUAGACGGGUGCUAUGCGCAUCCGAGCGAAAUGGACAGAGGGUAUCCCGAAUUCGGGUACUACUUAAAUCAAACGGGAAGAGCCAUGAUCUAUUCCUGCAGUUGGCCCGUGUAUCAAAUUUACGCAGGAAUGCAACCUAACUUCUCAGCCAUAAUAGAACAUUGCAAUUUGUGGAGGAAUUUUGACGAUAUUCAAGAUUCUUGGGCCAGUGUUGAAAGUAUUAUCGAUUAUUAUGGGAACAAUCAAGACGUGAUUGUUGCUAAUGCUGGACCGGGGCAUUGGAAUGAUCCUGAUAUGUUGAUCAUCGGGAACUUCGGUUUAAGUUAUGAACAAAGCAAGACACAAAUGGCCAUCUGGGCCAUUCUAGCCGCACCUCUCCUUAUGUCAGUGGACUUGAGAUCAAUCAGGCCAGAGUACAAAGCUAUCUUGCAAAAUAAGAAAAUAAUAGCAGUCGACCAAGAUCCGUUGGGCAUUCAAGGAAGGCGUAUAUACAAGCAUAAAGGCAUCGAAAUUUGGUCGCGGCCGAUCACGCCACUAUAUCAGAACUACUUUUCGUAUGCUAUAGCGUUCUUGAACAGGAGAACCGAUGGAACGCCUUCAGAUGUUGCAGUCACACUCAAAGAAUUGGGUCUGACAUCUCCUACCGGAUACCGAGUGGAGGAUUUGUAUGAAGACGUAGACUACGGAGUUUUGUCGCCACAAACCAAGAUCAAAGUGAAAGUCAACCCAUCAGGUGUCGUAAUUUUGCGGGCAGAUGUACAAUCUGACUAUAAGCGAAGAGUUCCAUAUUUCACCACGCAGCGAACAGUUUACAACCCACUCAACCAAGUGUUUAGAAUACGAAGCAACGGAUUUUAACCAAUUUAAUGUAAAUACGACAAUUUAAAUUAUAUUUUAGGUACUGUAGGUACAGGUUUUUUAUUAUGCAUUUUUUUUAAUUUAAUUUAAAAAUAAAAUGUAAAAAACGAAUACAUUUCGUUAGUCUAAA
This is a messenger RNA of Zophobas morio, 1699 nucleotides long. RefSeq names its product alpha-N-acetylgalactosaminidase. Gene Ontology annotation, molecular function: alpha-galactosidase activity. NCBI's taxonomy places the organism in Eukaryota, Metazoa, Arthropoda, Insecta, Coleoptera, Tenebrionidae. Gene Ontology annotation, cellular component: cytoplasm. The record is from RefSeq and is a predicted model, not a curated record. Bases 235 to 1569 code for a protein of 444 amino acids. The transcript has 7 exons. Gene Ontology annotation, biological process: glycoside catabolic process; oligosaccharide metabolic process.